AUGUCGACCAUGGAGUGCUUGAAGGAAGAGUUCGUUGAAGGCCAACUUUUGGAUGGUCGUUUCCGAACCGUGGCCCCACUCAACCAUGGGUCUUUUGGAAUGGUAUUCCUGGCUACAGAUACCAAGACCGGUCAGGAUGUUGCUAUCAAACGUCUCAUCAAGGCCUCAACGAAUUCCGGCUUCGAAGAACUCGAGUGUCACCGACGAUUCGGGUUCCACCCGAAUUUGGUCAACUUGAUUCAUACGUUCAACACCGACACUCAUACAUAUCUUGUUUUGGAGUACUGUGCCAAUGGGGAUUUAUACGAGGCCAUCCGCCUUAACCGUGGUCCACUGGAGACCGAGCACGUCCGCGAUUUCAUGCUGCAGCUAAUUAGUGCCGUCGACUUCAUGCAUGCCAAUGGCUUGUAUCACCGUGACAUCAAGCCGGAGAAUAUCUUCCUGACACAGGACGGUUCCAUGAAGCUAGGCGACUUCGGUCUCGCUACGAAAGACUCGUGGUGUUACGAGGCGUGUGUUGGCAGUGACCGCUACAUGGCCCCCGAGCAAUAUGAGCCGACCACGACAGGAUACUCCCCCGCCAAGGCCGACAUCUGGUCCGUGGGUAUCUGCCUGUUGAACAUUCUGUUUGCUCGGAAUCCAUUCGUUACCCCCACUGAGUCCGAUGUACUCUUUGCCGACUAUGUGCGGGAUCGCCAGUCGCUUUUCGAUAUCUUCCCCAACAUGUCGCAGGACACGUACGAGAUUCUGACUCAUGCCUUGACCAUUGAUCCCUCCAAGCGGUCUUUGCUGGAUGUGCGUGAUAGCAUCCUCCGCGCGGUCUCGUUCACUACCGACGACGAAUCUCUUGACGAGUUUUGCACCGAGGACCGCGAGGUGGUUCCUGCCAGCGCCAACCGCGAACCACUUCGCACCCCAUCUCUCCAGAGCCCAUAUGUCAACCAGGGAGAUGCUUUCCCAUGGGCCAAGGCGCUCCAGUCGACCCCUCCCCAGGCUAUCCGACAACUCUCUGCCAUUCCGGACAACGAGAGCUACACCGAGGAUCUGUUCCCAGCUUCCGAAGCUGCAGGAACCUCGUGGUUCUCGUCUCGCAUGGAAUCCCCUUCAGUGGCUUCUGUUUUGGACUCCCAGCUCAGUGAAUCCUUUGUCUUGCUCAAUCUUCGUAAGCGUGAUGAUCUCCGCAAGCGUGCGGGCCCGUCUCUUCCUCGCUCUGAUCCGGUUUCCAUCACUGGAUCACUGCCGUCUCACACGACGAAGCCGCUCCCUUCCUUGUCGAUGGUCUUUGGUAACAAAGGUGCCGACAAGAUCUCAAAGAGUUGGUGCGACAUGUGGGACGAAGAAGAGUCUGAGAAUGAGGAUCUUGCUGUGGCUCAACGACGGGAGCAGAACUCUCGCAGCUGGAGCCAAGAGAGCCAGGGAGCUGCCCUCCCAAGAUUGCGCGAGCCGGCCUCCGCUUCCCCCAACCAUCGCUCUCACGGCCCAGAUGUGGAUCUGAAGAUGGAACCCCAUGUAUUGGGGGAUCUUUCCUUGGACGAAGACAGCGACUCCAGUGCGUCGAGUAGCACGCCCCGCCCCAUGCGGAGCUCCCCACACGAGCCGUCUCGGGCCGAUAAGUGGUCCAUGCUCGGUGAAGUCCGACGCCAGUACAAGCCCGAGGACGAACUGCACAAGUGUAAGCCCCGCAAGUCGCGUGAGGUGUUUGGCCCCAAGAGUGUUGCUGCCAAUACUCGGCGACACGAUUGGGGUCGAGGUACUUCCGGAUACCACCAGGGCAAGUCCAAGCCCGCAUCGCCUGUCGAGGUUCGCCGCCGCCAUUUGCUCGAACAGCAGGAUUGGCGUAGCCAUGUCCCCAGCAGCUUCCUUCCUCUUGAUGGAAGCGUUGACGAUGAUCUCGAUCUUGUCGGUGGUUGGCAUGAGACUCACUUCUAG
Molecule: messenger RNA, 1929 nt
Organism: Penicillium roqueforti
Lineage: Eukaryota; Fungi; Ascomycota; Eurotiomycetes; Eurotiales; Aspergillaceae
Product: putative serine/threonine protein kinase
Exons: 1
Coding region: 1-1929 (642 amino acids)
Biological process (GO): autophagosome organization; peptidyl-serine phosphorylation; autophagy
Cellular component (GO): autophagosome; cytoplasm
Molecular function (GO): ATP binding; protein serine/threonine kinase activity
Source: RefSeq, a predicted model, not a curated record